AUGGAUACUUCUUCUCCAGGAAUUCGAUCUCGAAUUUUGGAUAAGAAAGGGGUUGAGAACGGAGUUGCGGAUCAUCUCUCAAGGAUGAGAGUAAAUGAACCGCACCUAUCGACGAUACUCUGCCUGAGGAACAGCUACUCUUGGUGGAAAGUCUGGGAAAAGCGUAGAUUACGCCAACUACUUGGUGUGUGGAGAGGUCCAGCCGAUCUAUCUCCUUACCAGAAGAAGAAGUUCUUCAGGGACAUCUCACACUUCUUUUGGGACGAACCAUACCUGUUCAAGAGAGGAUCAGAUGGUCUGUUUAGGAGGUGCAUAGCUCAGGAGGAAGUAGAAGGAAUACUCGAGCAUUGUCACGGAUCGAGCUACGGAGGUCACUUUGCGACUUUCAAAACAGCUUCCAAAGUUCUUCAAGCCGGAUUCUGGUGGCCAAGCCUUUUCAAAGACACUCACGACUUCAUUGCAAGGUGUGAUAGAUGCCAACGAGAAGGGAGCAUUUCCAAGCGCAAUGAAAUGCCACAAAACCCGAUACUUGAGGUGGAAGUGUUUGAUGUAUGGGGCAUCGACUUCAUGGGCCCCUUUGAGCCACCUUCUCAUGGGAAUAGAUACAUCCUAGUGGCAGUUGACUAUGUGUCCAAGUGGGUCGAGGCAAUCGCUUCCCCAACGAACGAUGCCAAGGUUGUGCUCAAGCUGUUCAAAAGCAUCAUCUUCCCGAGAUAUGGAGUGCCAAGGGUUGUAGCGACACCAUACCAUCCUCAGACAAGUGGUCAAGUGGAAGUGUCGAACAAGCAGAUAAAGGGGAUCCUCAGGACGAUUGUGGGAGUCACCAAGAAGGACUGGGCAGUUAAGUUGGACGACGCUCUCUGGGCUUACAGGACCGCCUAUAAGACGCCAAUAGGAAGGACACCUUUCUCGCUCCUUUACGGGAAAUCGUGUCACCUUCCGGUGGAGAUUGAGUACAGAGCACUCUGGGCAAUCAAACUGCUCAACUUCGACAUCAGGUCUGCCCAAGAGAAGAGGGGUUUCGACUUACAUGAGUUGGAAGAGAUCAGGCUGGACGCAUAUGAGAGCUCCAAGAUUUACAAAGAACGGACUAAGGCAUUUCACGACAAGAAAAUUGUGCCUAAGGUCUUCAAGGUUGGAGAAUAUGCGCUGCUUUUCAACUCGAGAGCUAAGUUGUUCCCUGGGAAGCUCAAGUCCAAGUGGUCGGGCCCGUUUGAGAUUAAGGACGUCCUUCCUUAUGGAGCUGUCACUUUGCUUAACAACAAUGGCGAGGAGUUCACGGUGAAUGGCCACAAGCUCAAACCGUAUUUGGGCCAACGCAUUCAAGGAGAAGGAGUCUCAACUCCUCUUCCGGACGCUCCCUUAGCCUAA
Messenger RNA from Microthlaspi erraticum, 1371 nucleotides. NCBI's taxonomy places the organism in Eukaryota, Viridiplantae, Streptophyta, Magnoliopsida, Brassicales, Brassicaceae. The record is from the annotation of a GenBank genome assembly.